Messenger RNA from Fusarium musae, 750 nucleotides. RefSeq names its product Short-chain dehydrogenase/reductase aba4 (gene ABA4). The record is from RefSeq and is a predicted model, not a curated record. Bases 1 to 750 code for a protein of 249 amino acids. The transcript has 2 exons. Lineage: Eukaryota; Fungi; Ascomycota; Sordariomycetes; Hypocreales; Nectriaceae.
AUGUCACUCAAAGGAAAAGUUUAUGCGCUGACAGGUGGUGCAAGCGGAAUCGGCUUCGCAACCGCCAAAGUUCUUGCAAAACGCGGGGCUACUGUGAGCAUCGCCGAUAUCGACCUCAAUGCCAUUACAACUGCCACAGCAUACUUUGACGAGCAGGGCAUCGAGGCGCUAGUUUCCCGUGUCGACGUCUCACAACGGCCCCAAGUUGAGGACUGGCUAGACGCUACUGUUCAGAAAUAUGGGAGACUCGAUGGGGCAGCUAACGUGGCUGGUAUCAUUGGGAAGCACCACGGUCUUCGUGCCGUAGCGGAACUUGAGGACGAAGAGUGGCAUAAGAUCAUCGCUGUGAACUUGACAGGAACAAUGUAUUGUCUACGGGCGCAGCUCAACAGGAUAGUAGACGGAGGCUCCAUCGUCAACGUUGCUUCUAUUCAUGGCAUCAAGGGCAGGCACGGCGCCUAUGACGCCAGCAAGCACGGAAUAGUUGGGCUGACAAGAGCGGCAGCAAAGGAGAACGGCCACCGAGAAGUGCGAGUCAACGCUGUUGCCCCCGGAGCCAUAUAUACCCCAUUGAUGAAGAAGGCAUGGGAUAUGCACAACCGACCAGAAGACGCCGCUUUCGACGAACCAACUGCCUUCCAGCGCCAAGGUACGUCAGAAGAGUGUGCCAAUGUGAUAGCUUUCCUCCUCGGCCCUGAGAGUACCUUUGUGAGUGGAAGCGUUUAUGAAGUGGAUGGAGCCUGGAUAUGA